Molecule: messenger RNA, 1235 nt
Organism: Durio zibethinus
Lineage: Eukaryota; Viridiplantae; Streptophyta; Magnoliopsida; Malvales; Malvaceae
Source: RefSeq, a predicted model, not a curated record
ACCUUAAAAUCGUUGUCUUUCGGCCUCUGAACCCCAUGAGGCCAUGACCACACCUCCCCCCAUGUCUUCUUCCUAUAACCUGUCAACCAUGAUAUUGUCAUAUACGAGUCAGUCCAUAUAAUCCAUACCUCCCCUCUCCCUCUGAUGACUUAUCAGGCCCCUUAACCAUUCCCAAGAAUCCAAGUGCAUGAAUGAUUUUUAGCAUUGACAUGGCCUUCCCUCCUCAUGCUUUCUUGUUCCAACCCUACGAUGAUCAUGACCAUCUCCCUUCCCCUACUUCCCUCAAUUCCCUCCCUUCUUUUCCUCCACAACUCUUCCAUUGUGGUGCACCUUUUAUGAUGAAGAGAUCAGUAUCUUUCUCAGGUGUUGAAAAGUCUGAGGGAGUGCAUGGAGAUGAUGAAUUGUCUGAUGAUGGAUCACACCUUGGGGAGAAGAAGAAGAGGCUGAACUUGGAACAAGUGAAGGCACUGGAGAAGAGUUUUGAGUUGGGUAACAAGCUUGAACCUGGAAGAAAAAUGCAGCUGGCUAAGGCUUUGGGGUUACAACCAAGGCAGAUAGCUAUAUGGUUUCAAAACAGAAGGGCUAGGUGGAAAACCAAGCAAUUGGAGAAAGAUUAUGAGGCCUUGAAGAAACAGUUAGAAGCACUCAAAGCUGACACUGAUGCCCUUCAAGCUCAAAACAAGAAACUUAGUGCGGAGUUAUUGUCUUUGAAAACCAAAGAGUCAAACGAAAUCAGCAUCAAGAAAGAAAAUGAGGGUUCUUGGAGCAAUGGAAGCGAUAACAGUUGCGAUGUGAACUUAGAUUUCUCAAGAACAACAAUUAUAACCAGUCCACCGUCUUCACAGUUGAGCAGUAAACACCUCUUCCCUUCAUCCAUCAGGCCAACAAGCAUGACUCAACCUCUCCAAGGCUCAUCAAGACCAGACCUUCAAUGCCUAAAACUUGACCAAGUGGUUCAAGAAGAGAGCUUUUGCCAUAUGUUCAAUGGAGUAGAUGAGCAGCAAGGUUUCUGGCCAUGGACUGAGCAGCAAAAUUUCCAUUGAAUUGAGACUAAUUAUCCAACAAGUACCACAAUGUUGUUAUGCACUUCAGCUUUGGCUUGGCAAGUUAAGAAGAAAAUUUAGGAUUUUUCCUGUCAACUUCAGAUUCUUGUUUUGGCUAUAGACUGGUGUAUAGAAUUGGAUAUAUUUGCUUCACCAUCAUUUGGGCAGAAAACCAAUAUGGAGGUGGUUGGC